AUGACGCUCAGCAAAGAACUCCCCCGAAUAGUCCAGCAUGCAAAUCGCAUCAUUCCCAAACGGCUGAUUCUGUCAUAUAUCACCGACUGGGUGUUUAUCGCCCGAACAAACCCCACCCACACGCCCUUCUCCCUAACAGACGCAUCCAUCUCCUACCCGCACGCCAAACACGAGACCGUAUCCACAAGCGUCAUGGUAGUAGUAUCGCUCAUCGCGCCAGGCGUCCUCAUCGCCCUCCUCUCCCUUCUCCUAAUACCCGGCUCAUCCGCAGUUCCGCUAGCGACAACAAGCGCAGCACGCUGGCCGUACAAAAUCUGGGAAUGGCACGCGGGAUGGCUGGGUCUAGGGCUCGCGGUUGCAGGCGUGUUCAUGGCUACGGAGGGGUUGAAGGACCUGUAUGGCCGGCCCAGGCCGGAUCUGCUCGCGCGCUGUGAUCCGGAUUUGGAGAAGAUUGGGACGAAGGUUGCCUUUGCUGGAUUGUCGUACUUCUCCCUGUGGCUGUGCGCCAAAUUCUCCGUCGUGUUCCCUUAUUUCGCCCAUUCGCCCUUCAGCCAGGAUUUACACAGUCGAAAGCGUGAAACGCUUCGGGAGCAAGGCGCUGCGCCGCCCAUCUAUAUGGUCAUUGUUGCCUUUGUGCCCUGGGCUGUCGCAUGGUUCAUAUCGGCCUCGCGCUGGUUCGACCAUCGACACCACGCGUUCGACAUCAUCUUCGGAUCGGUGAUGGGGAUGGUCUUUGCCUGGGUCGCGUUCCGCCUUUACCAUAUUCCCAUCAUGCGGGGGGCCGGCUGGGCGUGGGGUCCUCGGAAUCGCUCGCACGCUUUAUAUAAGGGAGUGGGGCUCCCAAGUCAAGUUGGCACUGAGAACUGGGCCUAUGCACCGGAUGUGUCGACGGCGGAGAGUGAUGACCGUAGUGCGGAUCUUGAAAGCGGGCGACGGGAUCUAGCGGAAUGA
Aspergillus candidus is the source of this 951-nucleotide messenger RNA. Its product is annotated as PAP2 domain protein. Lineage: Eukaryota; Fungi; Ascomycota; Eurotiomycetes; Eurotiales; Aspergillaceae. The coding region runs from base 1 to 951 and encodes 316 amino acids. The transcript has 4 exons. Gene Ontology annotation, biological process: phospholipid metabolic process. The record is from RefSeq and is a predicted model, not a curated record. Gene Ontology annotation, molecular function: phosphatidate phosphatase activity.